CGAGGUAUCAACUAACACGCUUUGCCUCUGUACCUGCGCUGUUGCUCCCUGCAUCGUCGCCCGCCCUCGUCAUUCCGCCGCCGAUUCGAUUCCGCCGGAGCUUCAACGACAAGCCCGCCCAACCGCCAACCCCGCCAUCGGCCACGGCCAGCAGACACCGCUCCCACUACAUCAUCCCCAGCACUCACUCACCCACCACCCUCAACCUUGGCGGCGCUACCUCACCCGGGCCCCACGACAAGCUUGACAGCUCGCACACUGAACACCCACAGUACAUUGCGUACGAACACAGCAGAGCACUCGCUACUCUUGAUCGCACGCCGCUGGUGUCCCGCAAUCCUUGUCCAGAAUCAUGGUAGAAGCCGAAGGCAAUCCCACGACGUGGAAAUUCACCCAGUGCUUCGGCGACAAAGGCGAUGUUGAAGACAUAACCGAAGCCGACAUCAUCUCAACCGUCGAGUUCGACCAGACGGGUAACUACCUUGCAACCGGCGACAAGGGCGGUCGUGUGGUCUUGUUCGAGAGGAACGAGACGAAAAAAACCUGUGAAUACAAGUUCCACACCGAGUUCCAAUCGCACGAGCCUGAAUUCGAUUACCUGAAAUCUCUCGAGAUCGAAGAGAAGAUCAACAAGAUCAAAUGGUGCCGCCGGCAAAACGCCUCACACUACCUGCUCUCUACAAAUGACAAGACAAUCAAGCUAUGGAAGGUAUUUGAAAAGUCGCUGAAAGUGGUAGCGGAGAACAACUUGUCACACGAGUUGACACCUGGAGGUGGGGUUGCUGGUGGGGGUGGUCCCGUCAGGAACCCGAAUGCACAGUUCCGCAGCGCCACCGAUCUGAAGCUCCCACGGCUCACACAUCACGACACAGUUGUCGCCGCAGUACCGCGAAAGACGUAUGCCAACGCACACGCCUACCACAUCAACAGCAUAUCGGUCAACAGCGACGGCGAGACGUUUAUUAGUAGCGAUGAUUUGCGAAUCAACCUCUGGAACCUGAACAUCCAGGACCAGAGCUUCAACAUCGUCGACAUCAAGCCCGCUAAUAUGGAGGAGCUGACGGAGGUCAUCACCGCUGCUGAGUUCCACCCUAUCAGCUGCAAUUGGUUCAUGUACGCAAGCUCUAAGGGUACUAUCAAGCUGGCUGAUAUGCGCGAGAGUGCUCUAUGCGACCAGCAUGCAAAGCAAUUCGAGCAAGAAGAAGAUCCAUCUUCGCGAUCAUUCUUCUCUGAGAUCAUCUCAUCCAUAUCCGACGUCCGGUUUUCACAUGACGGAAGAUACAUUCUGUCACGCGACUACCUGACUGUCAAGAUUUGGGACGUAAACAUGGAAAAGACUCCGGUCAAGACCAUCCCAAUUCAUGAACAUCUACGACCGAGACUCUGCGACACCUACGAAAACGACAGCAUUUUUGACAAGUUCGAGGUUGUUUUCUCUGGGGAUGCGAAGAACGUCAUGACUGGUAGCUACAACAACAACUUCAUGAUAUACCCAUCCGAUAACGACAAAGACACCGAGGUAGUUUUGCAGGCCGACAAGUCUGCAUUCAAGGCGAAGAAGGUUGGAAUCCCAACACCCAUGAACUCGUCGACAAGCCCGACAGGCAGCAACACAAGUAAGAAAGGUGGCUCGAGGGCCGGCAGCCCUGCUGCUGGUGCAGUUGGACAGGGCCAACGCAUGAGGAAGGAGACGGACGCAGAUCAGAUCGAUUUCAACAAGAAGAUCUUACACAUGAGCUGGCAUCCAUUCGAAGACAGCAUCGCCAUAGCAGCGACAAACAACCUUUUCGUCUUCUCCGCAUUGUAGGGGUAGCCUUGAUUCGCGAACAUCGCCACGGAAUACAUGUAAACAGGAGCAUCAGCUUGUUGGGUUUCUGGUCAUCUUUACUCUUCCAUCUUCCUUUCAAUGUUGGCAGCAGCCUGCCAGGCGGCGCUAGGAUGAUAGAACAGGAGCAUUCUUGGCGAAUCGGCGUGGGAAUGCAGAUGAGGAACGACGCAAUGUGGUUUAACGAUCGGGUAACCGCAGAGCAGUGUAGAUUGCAACACCACUAUAAUGACUCUGAGUGGUGCAGAGAAAGAACAAAAGAAACUCUCAUCAACA
This is a messenger RNA of Alternaria rosae, 2101 nucleotides long. RefSeq names its product WD40-repeat-containing domain protein. Gene Ontology annotation, biological process: peptidyl-serine dephosphorylation. The transcript has 6 exons. Gene Ontology annotation, molecular function: protein binding; protein phosphatase regulator activity. Bases 353 to 1807 code for a protein of 484 amino acids. Gene Ontology annotation, cellular component: cytosol; protein phosphatase type 2A complex. Lineage: Eukaryota; Fungi; Ascomycota; Dothideomycetes; Pleosporales; Pleosporaceae. The record is from RefSeq and is a predicted model, not a curated record.